UUGCUGAGGAGUUUACGGACGCGUCAGGGGCUUUCUCCCCCCCUCAGUUAUCCCCCAGUUUACCUUCGGACGAGCCUGUAAUGGACUAUUCCAGUUCUCCCAGCAACCUGGACGGAUUUUGAGAAACGUUUGCAUUUUUAGCUCCUUCCUUAAAAGAUUUUCUCCAUUCAAGUCAGCAGGAUGGCUGAAAAGGAGCCCGAAUCAUCUGGAAAACUAAAGACAUUAUUAUAGCCAGAAUUGUCUUUUUCGGAAUAGGGGGCCUAUCCGAACGGACAAUUUCUUUUUACAACUUUCCCCUCUGUGGAUAAUGGAUGGCAGAGAUUUUGGACCUCCCCGAUCCGUCCACGUUCCACCUCCGUUGUUGGCGGGGCUCGCAAUGGAGUCUCACCGACUCGGAGCAGCAGCAGCAGCCGGGAGGAUCCCUCCCUCACCCGGUCACUUGGGCGCGAGUCAUCCGCCGUCUCUCCACUCUGGAAAAUUCUUGCCAUCGGCCAUUAACCUGCAUCCACACCACAGUGAUGCCUUCCCGACAGGCUCCGGUCCUUUCCUGUCAGGCUAUCCGGGCCCCUCCCCCCUGACCUCUGACCCUGCGUACAGAUCGGCCAAUCCCAGCAGUCUGCAGAUGGCUCAGCUCUGGGCAUCACACGCACAUGAAGGCUACCCUCCGCUGCCAAGCAGCCUCUACUCCAGCCCCUACCUGUCCCUGGGGCACCUCGAUCCCCCCUCGCUCUCCCAGCACCCUCUCUACGACUCACAUAAAGAGGGUUUUUACCUGCCAGCCUCUUUGAGCCAGUCACCGCUCCAUCCUCCGGCUGCACCCCCAGCCGCCCCGUCCAGCUCCACGCCCCCUCAGAGGACGCCACGGGAUUGCGGUAGAGACCGGCCCUACCGGGGGGAGAGGGAGAGAGACAGGGAGCGAGAGCGGUCGAGAGAGGAGCAGCGGCCACACAGCGUGGUAGACCUGACGCAAGAUGGGAGGAGCGAGGAGGACCGCCGGGCGAGGAGCGGAGACCGGGAACGAGAGAAAGAAAGGGACCGGGACAUGGAGAGAGACAGAGACAGAGACAGCUGGUCUUUCCAUCCUCACCUCCACCAGCAGAAAACACACUCUCACCCCUCCACAGUGGAGGCCAGAUCCAGGCCAUCACCUCCACAGCCCUCCUUCCCUCCAGGUGGGGGCAUGGGCAGGUUCCAUGGACCAGAAACUGACAGAGGGGGUCGGGAUGAAGAGAGCGGCUCUCGACCCCAUCACAACCAUAACUCUAACGCUAACUCAAACAACUCAAACUCUCAAUCAGACAGACAGAGGAGGAAUGACUCUGUGGCCACGUCAGCUGGGACCCUCCACAUCUCCUACGUCCUUCCCCCGGCGCUCCAGCCCUCUGUUGCUGGUCCGCCCCACCCCUCCACACCCAGAGAGCCUAUCAGAGAGCAGCGAGUCAGUGCACCGACAUAUGUGCCUUCUGUGGAGGUUUAUGACGAGCGGGUCGGGCCCAUCCAGAUUGCCUCACAGGCCCGUGACAACAAACACAGUGACAAACACCGAGACAGAGAAAGAGAGCGAGACAGAGAACGAGAGCGGGAGAGAGACAGAGAGCGUGAACGGGAGCGAGACAGAGAACGAGAGCGGGAGAGAGACAGAGAGCGUGAACGGGAGCGAGACAGAGAACGAGAGCGGGAGAGAGACAGGGAGCGUGAACGUGAGAGAGACAGGGAAAGGGAGAGCUACAGGUUUCCUGAGAGGAGCCUGAUGGAUCAUCCUCGACUCUCCCAGUCUAGCGAACCAAGCAAUCAAAGAGAGGAAGGUUCUGUCAUUUGUUCCAAUGGUUCCAUUGGUAAACGAGGCCAGGACACAUUGUAUUCCUCCAGUCAAUCAAGGUUCAGCCCAGAAACCAGGGACAUCUCUAAACACUCAAUACGAUUGGGUAUAGAGCGGGCAGGGGCAGAGCCUAAGUGGAAUAAUAUCAGCCCAUUGGCUAACUAUGCCACAACUCACAUGGCUGCUCUGGCGGCCCAACACGGACACACACUCUCCUCACCCCACAGCCAGCCAACACACACACAAAUGUCCCAUUCCCCCCACACAACUCACCGGUCCAACAAUCACCCACACUCCCACAGCCAUUCCCCCCAGACACACCCCUCCCAACACGGACAUGGGCGCGCAGGUGAGGAGGGGAGUCAGAGACGCUACCUGGACCCAUCAGCUCUCUACCGACCUGGGGGGUCACUUGCGGGAGGGUCUGGAGGUGGAGAGCGAGGUGGGGGAACUGGCUCUGACCCCACAGAGGUUUCAGCCAUGCAGAGUCUGAUUAAAUACAGUGGAAACUUUGCUGCUGAAAGCUCCGGGUCUUCCAGGCACGCCGCGGACGGCCGAGGGCCUUUUGGGGGUCUGGGUAACAUUGGCAUGGAAGCUGAAAGGGAGAGGGAAAAAGAAAGAGAGCGGGAAAGAGAAAGAGAGAGGGAGAGAGACAGGGAAAGGGUAGCGGUUGGACCAGGUGGCUCAGGAGCGUUGAGGGUCCCUCCCCAGCUGAAGAGAGAGCAGGAGCGGCCGGACAGCGCCCGCUCGUUUGGCCGGGAGGGCGAGGGCGAGGUGCGCCACCCUCCAGUUGGCAUUGCUGUGGCUGUGGCCCGACAGAGAGACAGUGGGAGCAGCAGCAAACCAACCACUGGACCUUCAGACACACAGAGACCCCUGCUGCAAACAGCCAUCAAAGAUGAGGAGCGAGGGGAGGACCGCGCUCGUCACCAUGAUGACAGACUGCUGGCCGGCCGACUGGAGCGUGAACAGGAGAAAGUGCUCAGAGAGUCCAAAGAGCUGGCAGAGUUCACUCAAAUGCACCCUGCCCCUUUGUCUAGCGGCCUGACACCAAGUAUGAUGACGCCCAGCCUCAUGACCCCCAACCUUAUGGUAACAGGAGGGGCUGCCCUGGCAGGGGCGGGGCGUUGGCCUCCAGACCCCUCAACUCUGACCUCUCAUCCCUGGAUGCCCCGACCUGGAGCCCCCCCAGUCUGGCUCUCCAGCACACCAUACAGCCUUGGUCCCUCCUCGCUCCACCAGACCCUCCCUCCAGGCUACCCGCCCUCUCUGCCAGGCUCCUUACCCCCUUCCUACCAGUUUGCCAGAGACCCACAGUCUGGACAGCUAAUAGUCAUCCCUACUGAACACCUGCCACACUACGGAGGCGAUGUGCUGGAGCGUGGAGCCCCAGUGUGGUCGGGGGUAUACGGUACAGGCGGCUCGCUGCAGCACGCGGCCCAGCUCCAGCUCCUCUCCCAGCAGCAGAUGCUCCGGCAACAGGAGCUGCUCAUGAUCCAGCAGCACACAGUCCAGGUCCUGGAGCUGCAGAGGAACGCACAGCUAGUUGAGCGUUUAAAGGCCAGCGAGCAUCGGCCAGAGGUAGAAGACAAAGCAGACAAGCGGAGCGUAGACCCCAAACCCAGACCUUCCUCAAUAUCUUCCCCGUCUCCUUCCCCCGUCCUGCAUCCUCGCAAACCUCCCCCUCCCUCUCGUUCACCGACCCCGUCCACGUCCUCGCUCACCCCGCUGCCUCCGCACCCCUCGCCAGUGACCACCCUCAAGUCAGAGGAAGGGGGGCAGAGGGUGUUGGCGCACCCGCCGACACCCCUGCCCCACCCGCCAUCGCCACGUUCAGCCUCUCCACCCCCAUCUUCGCCGCGGCGGCCUAAACAGGAGGCGACCGAGGAAGGGGAGGUGGGACGGAGAGAGCAGAGGGAGGGACAGAAGCCGGCCUCUGGACCCUUUCCAGGCAUCUACUCUGAUCUCCCUCCAGGUUACCCCUACCAGUCUAUCACUGCACCAUUUGGCUCUCCUUUCCCCCCUUACCACAUCCCAGCACCUGCAGGGGCAAACACAGAACUCGUCCCACCCCACCGCUCCCGUUCUCCAGCCUCAGCUGCCCCUUUGCCCUCACCACACCUCCAUUCAAGGCUCCUGAAUUCAGACAUCAAGCCACAGAAACUAGAGCCGUCAAAGAUCGGGUCAUUCCUCAAACAGGAACCGGGUGUGGAUCGGCCUCAGCUGGCCAUGAUGCCAGAACCUCUGGGCCCCCUUCGCCGGAGCUGCAGCCCCAUCCGAGCCAACCAAGACAGAGAGACGGACAGAGAAGCCCCCAAGCCCCAAGCUCAGCCGUUACCUCUGUGCGUCCCCAGUCCUCCACCUCAACAAAGUGAAAGACUGGAAGAUGUCAGGGAGGAAGAGAAGGAAGGAGGCCAAAUCAAAAUGGAAGUGUCAUCUUAUUCAUGUCAGGCAGCAUAUCCUCUACCCCCUCCGCUCACAGAGGCUGAGCCUAAACCAAAGGUCAUCAAGGAUCCGGAGCGAGCACGAUAUCCUUUGUGCAUCACUGCAGAUUCAGAGAGCCAGGAAUCAGCACCGAAGUUGGUGUCACUAGAGCAAACCACCAGCACAGCGUGUGAACAACAGCAGCCAGACACUCCAAUCGACUCGCACACUCCCAGCCAGAAAGACAGUGGAGCUGAAACCCCCAUUUAUCCUCCUCCCGCCUCCGACUCUCCGCUCCCGCUGGUCAUCGGUCCUGAGGAUCCCAUGGCUGGGAUGCUCGCCCUGCUGACAGCCAGUGAGAUGGCUGCCCAGGACCGCCCCAGCACCCCACCUGCCCCAAUACUCGUACGGCAGAUUGAAAACCCUCAGGUGGGGGCGGAUUGCAGCAGCGCGGGGCCUCUGGAGAUGGUGGCACUGGAGGGGAUGGCCCUGCUUAGCCAAAUGGCUCAGAGAGAGAUGGAGAACAUCAGCCAGGAGCAAGAUCUGACAUUAGGGGGUCUGGACUGUCUUCUUGAAGCAAGCCGACAGAUCCUGUUGGAGGCCAUAGAGAAACAGUCCCACAUUGAUCUGCCCAGAACGCUGGAUCCCAACAAGAAAUACAGCUGGAGGCAAAGGAAGGAGGAGCCGCUGUACAGUAAAAUGUCUGUGGACAUGUUGGACACAGUCGAAGUGGAAUACCGUGUCCGCCUGGCUGAGCUGCAGAAGACAUAUAAGGAGAAGCAGAGAGAGCUGAGCAAGCUGCAGAGACGCAGAGACAAGCAUGAGCGGCAGCAGCAGGAGGAUGAGAGGCGGAGUCUGACCAGACGGGGCAGAGGGCGACCCAGGAAGAGAAAACAUUUGGUCACGCCUCCCAAACUGGAUAGCAGGCCUGGAAAGGUGGGUAGGACAGUGCAAUACUCUGAGGACUCUGAAGCUGGGGAAGGACAGAGGAAGAGGUUCCGGGUGUCUAGAGAAGAGGAGGAGACGGAGGCAGGAAGUGGAGGAAUGAAGGUGAAAAAGAAGAAAAAGAAGAAGAGCUGGAAUGACCAGGAGCCAUCCACCAGUCAUGCUCUGGAGGUGUUGAAGGCGAAGCGCGGCCACGUGUGUGAGCAGGAGCAGCUGGCGUCAGACCUCGACAGAGCUCUUUCGCUCUCGCAGCUCAGCUCCCUCGGCGCAUCCCGCAAACUUAGCUCCAACUCAAAAUUAGACAAGUCAAAGGGCAAGUCCGCUGACAGUCGGACAAAGGAGCGCGCCAUCCAUUCCCCUGCCAAAGGAGGGAAACACAAGAUGUCCACCAAGGCUUCCUCUUCAGAGACCGUCCAGAAGGUUAAAGGUCAGAAGAAGACUGCUUUGUUCUCUCCUAUGAGAUCAGAGCUCAGCAGCUGCUCCAACAACUCAGAUUCAGAGGAGCACAAUUCUGCUCGAGGGGGCUGGCCCCCUCUCUCAGGGACACGUUCCCAUGGCAACCUGACCAGGAAGAGGCGGUCCGCAUCGUCGCCGACAUCCCUGCUGUCCAGUCAGAAGUCUCAGAAGAAGAAACACAAGCACUUAUCCCUGCUGCUGGAGGAAGCGGGCCUCAGCUCCUCUGAUGACUCCUUCGACCAAGAAACCUCAGAGGACGAUGAAGACGACAACGAGGAGGAGUCCGACUCAGACGACGGCGGCUGUGAGGAGAGUGGGCUGGGUCUGCUGGCUAGGUUUGCGGCGAGCGCUCUCCCUGUCAGCUCGACCCCUUUGAGCCUCCUCCAUGACGGCAAACACCGCAGCAGGCAAAGCACUCUGGGUUCAUCAGAGUGCGAGUGGUCAGACUCUGGCUCAGACUUGCGGCUGAGAAAGUUUCCCUCCCUGCUGCACGGCAAACGCUCCGCCCCAGAGCUCCCCCUGUUGCCCCCAGCAACCCGCCGCACCGACCAGACCAGCCCCACUAAGCGAGACGAGGCGCUUCCGGUCAAACGCAAACCCCUGCCCAAGCCGCGCCCCUCGCCUCGGUCGCCCCGGCGGUUCAGCUUCGACCUCGCCGCCGGCCCCGGGUUCGGAGGCUUCAGCGAGGAUGAGGGCUGGAACCGACGACGCAGUGAGAGGAUCUUCCUCCAUGACGCUACCACUUCUGCCAGUCAGAUGUCCGUGCCGGCCCCUUGUUCGACCAGCCAGAGCUCCUCCUCCUCCAGCUCAGCCCCACCUCUCACCCCGAAGCCCACCUCCAGACCCAAGCCCACUCCGCCCAGCAGAGAGGGGAAAGAUGUGGUGAAAAAAAAGAAGUCGAAGGACUCUCCUCUGCCCAUGAGCCCGUCCACUCUGUGCAGUCCAAUCACAGACAGCCCUGUGCCUCUGAGCCCUGCACGCAAGAGCCAACCAAAAGCCAGGACCAAGGCCAGAGAGCCUUCCAGGGGAGCAGUGAGCCGGCUGAUGGAGAGCAUGGCAGCAGACGAAGACUUCGAGCCCAACCAGGACAGCAGCUUCAGCGAAGACGAGCUCCUCCCACCUCGCAGCAACAGUGUAUCAGAGAGGUCCUCCACACCCGCUCCAGUGCAGUGCGUGCUGGAUAAGGAUUCUCUGGUGGACGGACUCAGAGUUUUGAUCCCGAUGGACGACCAACUGCUGUACGCUGGACACGUGAACACCGUACACUCCCCUGACAUAUACAGCGUGGUGGUGGAGGGGGAGAGAGGGAACCGACCACACAUCUACUGUUUGGAACAACUGCUGCAGGAAGCUAUCAUUGAUGUGAAGCCUCCAUCCGUGCGCUAUCUCCCAGAGGGCACCCGCAUUGCAGCCUACUGGAGCCAGCAGUACCGCUGCCUUUACCCUGGCACUGUUGUCAAUGGAAGUUCAGAUAUCGACGAGAAUGACGACCUUAUCACGGUGGAGUUUGACGAUGGCGACACAGGCCGCAUCCCCCUCUCCCACAUCAGACUCCUGCCGCCAGACUACAAGAUCCACUGCGCUGAGCCGUCCCCUGCUCUGCUCGUGGCCAGCUGCUCCAGGAGGAGAGUCCGCAAAUGCAGCAAAGAGGGCAAGGAAGCAGGAACCAAACCAGAGGAGACCACUCCAAAGAUAAAAGGAAAACCUGGUCGCAAACCAAAACCCAAACCAGAAACCUCCAUGAAUUCAGAUGGCCGGGAGAAAACUGAUCCUCCGCCUUCCUCCACCCAGCCUCCGGAGAGACUCCAGGCUCCAGCUAAACCUGCACAGGACAGGACCCCGUCUGUCCAGAAGGCUGGUCAGGAGAAGCCCCGCCCCGCAUCCCGGCCGACAAUGGGAACCCAGGCAAAACCAGGCCGUAAAAGCUCCACCACGUCCCCCGUGAGCAGCCCUACCCUUCCCAACCCAGUGCCCAGGAAGAGCAGCUCGGCCGUCCAGCCUGCUACUUCUAAACCGGCCCGCUCCCUCCCUCCCUCCCUCUACCCCUCCACCUAUGGAAAAGUCCUAACUGUGGAUCUGUACAGCGAGCCCAACCUCAGCUCGUACAACAACCAGCGCAGAGAAAGAGAGAGUAACAGCAGCGUCAGUCCCACAGCCAACAGACCCAUGUCCAGACCCAUGGCAACAUCUGCCGCGCCCAAGCCCAGUGCUUCAUCCACGCCCAGGCCCACCUCUGCCUCCACGCCCAAAACCAAACAGUCCUCAGACCAUCACGGCGGCUCCAGACCCGGCCUCAGCUCUGGACUCAUUCCCAGCCCCAUCUCCAGACUGUCAACAGGCAAACCCAGCUCUACUCUGACUCCCAGACCUUCAUCAUCAUCGUCAUCCUCACUGUCGUCAUCAUCAUCAUCCAACCCCAGACCUAAACUUAAGAUGCCAUCCGAACAGUUGUCCCCCAGCUCCAGACCAAACCCCAUCUCCAGGCCCAAGCCCAGCCAAGGGCAGAGUGACGGGGGCUCUGCAGUGAGGCGGAAGCCCCUGUCUGCAGAGCCUCUCGUGAAGCUGGACCACGAAGGUGUCACCUCACCGAAGACCAAGAAGACCAAGGCUUUGAUGUUGCUCGAGGGUCGGGGCGUUAGACGAGAUCACGCCCCCAUCGCCACGGCCUCGACCAAUCAGAAACUGCUAAAAGAUAAGCUGAGAGCUCCAGAAAGAGAGAGCCUGCCAGAGAAAGACUCCACCUACAAAGCACCAAUGCUGGCUAAGGAGAAGGCAGACAGUCGCGGAAGAGGACCGGAGAUGGACACCAGAGAGGAGAAAGUUAAAAAGGAAGAAAGAAAGGAGGUGGACAAGAGAGAGGAGAGAAAGAUCAAAGAGGAAUCUCAGAGCAGCAGCAGCUCAGAGUCGGAAGAAGAAGCAGAGAAAGGGAAGAUGAAGAAAAAGAAGAAAUGCACCUCAAGCUGCUCUUCCUCCUCUUCAUCCUGCUCGGGAUCCUCCUCGUCCUCUUCAUCAUCUUCGUCCUCGUCAUCCUCGUCCUCCACUGACGACUCCUCCUGCAGCUCAGAUGAAGAGAGGACCCCUACACCUCCACCGGGCCCCGUCUCCCCGCCUCCAGCGCCGGACAAGCCAAAAGAAGAGACGAAAGAGGAAGAGGAAGAACAGGAGGUAAAGAAGGAGGCAGAGGUGAAGGUGGAGGAGGAGGAAGAACUGUCACCUCCCUCACAGUCUCCCUCUCCGUCAACCUCUCCGACCCCCGCUGCUUCUGCUCCUACUAAACCUGUUAAACCGGCCACAGGGAAAGGCUCCGGGCAAAGAGGUCGUCCUCCAAAACCGAAGCCCAGCGGAGGAGAGGGGAAGGUGGGGAGACCAAAGCGGAGAGAGGGGGUUCACCUCCCCACCACCAAGGAGCUGGCUAAACGUCAGAGGCUUCCCAGUGUGGAGAACAGGCCCAAGAUUUCUGCUUUCCUUCCAGCCAGACAGCUCUGGAAGUGGUUUGGAAAACCUACUCAGAGACGUGGUAUGAAGGGCAAAGCUAAGAAGCUCUUCUAUAAGGCCAUUGUUCGUGGCCGAGAGAUGAUCCGCAUCGGCGACUGUGCCGUGUUCCUGUCUGCUGGCCGGCCCAACCUGCCCUUCAUUGGCCGUAUCCAGAGCAUGUGGGAGUCCUGGGGCAGCAACAUGGUGGUCAGGGUCAACUGGUUCUACCAUCCAGAGGAGACAAACCCCGGCAAGAAACUCACUGACAAGAAGAACUGGGAUCAGAUGUGCGGUCAGUCUUUACCAGCAGCCCUGCACUCUUCUAUCCAGAGGAAAGACUUCAUGGAGCGUGCCCUGUACCAGUCGUCUCACAGCGACGAGAAUGACGUGCAGACGGUCAGCCACAAGUGCCUGGUGGUAAGUGUGGAUGAGUAUGAGCAGAUGACCCACACACGCCGCUACGCCGAUAGUGAAGACCUCUACUACUUGGCCGGCACCUAUGAACCCACCACUGGCAUGAUCUUCAACACAGACGGAGUCCCAGUCAUAUGCUAAAACGAAAAACACAAACAUGUACGAGUCGCUGAAACCAAAUCGUGGACUGACUUACCAACUUUGGACCUCACUGGGAGUCAAACACAACCCGUGGUCUUUCCAAGUCUAAUCACUGAUCUUCACUCACGAUGGAUCUUUUCUCAGCCGUGACUCAAUGAACUGAACCGCUCCGAUACCAUGAUACACUUCAAACAAACUGUCAUGAACAGCUACUACUACUACAGAGACAGGAGACACUACAGACAGUAUUAAAAGGAACAAGUCUCCUGAAACAUUUGCACACACAGACUCCAUCAACACAUACUGUUUUGCUUCUUGUGUUCAUGGGAAAGUUUCAGAACACGUAUGAGUACUUCAGUCUCCAUUUACAUGUAAAUAUACCCUGCAUAAACACAGACACAUAUUUACACUCACAUGCACAGACACAUGUAAAUACUCACCCCCAUGUAACACACACACACAGUUAUAUAGAGGAAAAUAUGAGUGUUUUAUUUUCAUGUAAUAGAUUUAUGUCAGAGUACUUUUUUCUAAAGAGGUAAACAGUCAAGAAGCUUUAAUGAACUGUGAAUGAUGAUACAGGAGAGAGGCUCGUGUCUGUCCAUCCGUCCUCUCCUGCCCCCGGCAGGACGGACAGACAGAUGCGCGCACACACACGCCGGUGGUGUGACGUUGUGAUUAUGAUGUUGCCGUGGUGAUGUUACAGUCAUGUUACAGUCAUAUAAAUGUAUCUACAGAACAGCAGGAGCGACAGACAGACGCAAAAAGAGAAAGAGAUGCACAGAAAGAGAGAGGUAGAGACUCCUUCCAUUGCUGUCCAACAGAGAGCACUUAAAAAACACUUAAACUCUGUCCUCCUUUAAUUUAACCCCUUCAGUUCCCCUUGACAAUCCUAACUCGGGCAGGCAAACUGUCCGUGAGCUACUAAAACUUCUGACUCCCUCAGAGACUCAGGCUUAAGAGAGAGGAAGGAAUCUUGUACUAUUAAAAGCACUUCCCAUUUUCAUCUUUGAGUUCCUUAACUUAAAGGAAAAAUCCACCCAGAGACACUUUGAACACUAUGAAACAAAAGCAGCUGCUGUUGAUGUAUCUUUUUUUGUUGUUCUGCCCAUUUUGCACUGAGGCUGAACAACAGUACAGGGAAAAAUGGAUCAUACAGGAGGUGCCACAAGAUGUGGUGCGUCCAGGCCUGUGUGGGGGGUGUUGAAAAGCAUUCUGGGAAACGUAGAACACCCUUUUUUUGUAAGAAAAAUUGGGAAUGGGUAACCAAGUAAAGUAAACUACAACACUUGACUCACAAAGUAACUCCAUGAAUGCACUGAACAAGACAAGCUGGUAUAUAAACAGUGUAGGAGUCCCAGCGGGUGGAUUUUUCCUUUUAUUUUAAGGUGUUUUCAGGGUUGUAAAGACUGCAGUCAGUCCAAGAUGCAUCAAGGUCAUGGCACUGAUACACAGUAUAAAGCUGCCAGCACUGAUUAGAUCAACAUAACUCAAUUUUUAACACUCAUCUUCCACAGUUUGGCUUCAUUCAUUCAGUUUGGCUGCAGUGUUUGCAACCUCUAAAUGUCCUGUGUUAAAUGUCUCUUAUAUUUCUUUUGCUUCUGCUGUUUUAUGGAUGUCCAUCUUACCCUCCUAUGAUCACAUUUCUCCCUCCAGGCAAUCAUAUUUGACAUGAGUGCACUUUGAAUGAGCUCCGCUGCGGAGGAGACUCUGACUGGGAGUCCUGUAUGUCUUCCUAGAGAAUUUGAUAAACCCCACCCCACUUUCCCACCGCUCUCGCUGCCUCUCCUCUGCAUGCAGUGAUGCCCCUUUGACCCUUAGCCACAGACAAACAAACAAACAAACAAACACACGCGACCACGUCCCUUUUACACGUUGUUCUUUUUGUGUCUCUUAGCUGCUUUUGAAUUUUUUCUAUGUGCCUAGUUUAACCGUUUUUUAGGGUGAGACUGUUGAAUGUCGUGCUCAGGGUUGUGAGCGUUUUGGGUGGCCUUACUCUCUCAGGCCUUAUGAUGAUGAUUCGUCAAAUCACUCUCUUAGGUCCCGCCCCCUACUCCCGCCCAUUAUCCUCGGCUCAUUUAGGUGCUGGGGAGAAAUCAGAUUGGUAUUUUCUCCAGUCUGCUGAGAUUGGGAAAUACCGUUCUUCUUUGUGAUUUAUAGUUUAAACAACCCUCCGUUCCUGAGCUCUUAACCCACUUAGUUACACUAUUGUGUAUAAAGUGUGUAUCAGAUAUAUCUGUAUCUAUAUACAGUAUAUAGUAUACUGUAUAUACAGAAUAUAUCUGUGAUUAUCGUGUUGAUUUUCUUGUAUGUUUCUUACCACAUUGCCCUCUCUCUGCUUAACUGCAGAGAUUGAAGAUUGUCUUGUUGAUAUUCAAUAGGUUUAAUAUUUUCUACUCUCUUGA
This is a messenger RNA of Lates calcarifer (barramundi perch), 12075 nucleotides long. It is a transcript of the gene tnrc18, whose product is annotated as trinucleotide repeat containing 18. Gene Ontology annotation, molecular function: chromatin binding. The record is from RefSeq and is a predicted model, not a curated record. The coding region runs from base 308 to 9673 and encodes 3121 amino acids. NCBI's taxonomy places the organism in Eukaryota, Metazoa, Chordata, Actinopteri, Centropomidae. The transcript has 30 exons.